Messenger RNA from Fusarium falciforme, 1992 nucleotides. RefSeq names its product Endoplasmic reticulum chaperone BiP. The coding region runs from base 1 to 1992 and encodes 663 amino acids. Gene Ontology annotation, biological process: endoplasmic reticulum unfolded protein response; protein refolding; cellular response to unfolded protein. Gene Ontology annotation, cellular component: cytoplasm; membrane; endoplasmic reticulum lumen. NCBI's taxonomy places the organism in Eukaryota, Fungi, Ascomycota, Sordariomycetes, Hypocreales, Nectriaceae. The record is from RefSeq and is a predicted model, not a curated record. Gene Ontology annotation, molecular function: ATP-dependent protein folding chaperone; ATP hydrolysis activity; misfolded protein binding. The transcript is spliced from 5 exons.
AUGGCUCGCUCAAGGAGCUCAAUGGCCCUUGGCCUGGGACUCCUUUGUUGGAUCGCCCUCCUCUUCUCUCCUCUGGCCUUUGUGCAGACUGCUCAGGCUGACGAGAUUGACAACUACGGAACCGUUAUUGGCAUUGAUCUGGGAACCACAUACAGCUGUGUCGGUGUGAUGCAGAAGGGCAAGGUCGAGAUUCUCGUCAACGAUCAGGGUAACCGAAUCACUCCCUCAUACGUCGCCUUUACCGAGGACGAGCGUCUCGUCGGUGACGCCGCCAAGAACCAGGCCGCCGCUAACCCCACCAACACCAUCUACGACAUCAAGCGUCUUAUCGGCCGCAAGUUCAGCGAGAAGGAGCUCCAGAACGAUCUCAAGCACUUCCCCUACAAGGUCAUCAACAAGGAUGACCGACCCGUCGUUCAGGUCCAGGUCGAUGGUGCCAAGAAGCAGUUCACUCCCGAGGAGAUUUCUGCCAUGGUCCUUGGCAAGAUGAAGGAGACCGCCGAGGGCUACCUGGGCAAGAAGGUCACCCACGCCGUCGUCACUGUUCCCGCCUACUUCAACGACAACCAGCGACAGGCCACCAAGGACGCCGGUGUCAUUGCCGGUCUCAACGUCCUCCGAAUCGUCAACGAGCCCACCGCCGCCGCCAUCGCCUACGGUCUGGACAAGACUGACGGUGAGCGCCAGAUCAUUGUCUACGAUCUUGGUGGUGGUACCUUCGAUGUCUCUCUCCUGUCCAUCGACGACGGCAUCUUCGAGGUCCUGGCCACCGCUGGUGACACCCAUCUUGGUGGUGAGGAUUUCGACCAGCGUGUCAUCAACUACUUCGCCAAGAGCUACAACAAGAAGAACAACGUCGACAUCACCAAGGACCUCAAGGCCAUGGGCAAGCUCAAGCGUGAGGCCGAGAAGGCCAAGCGUACCCUUUCUUCUCAGCUCAGCACUCGCAUUGAGAUCGAGGCCUUCUUCGAGGGCAACGACUUCUCCGAGACCCUGACCCGCGCCAAGUUCGAGGAGCUCAACAUUGACCUCUUCAAGAAGACCAUGAAGCCUGUUGAGCAGGUUCUCAAGGACGCCAAGCUCAAGAAGACCGACGUUGAUGACAUCGUCCUCGUUGGUGGUUCUACCCGUAUCCCCAAGGUUCAGCAGCUCAUCGAGGAGUACUUCGGUGGCAAGAAGGCCUCCAAGGGUAUCAACCCCGAUGAGGCUGUCGCUUUCGGCGCCGCUGUCCAGGCUGGUGUUCUUUCUGGCGAGGAGGGUACUUCCGGUGUCGUCCUCAUGGACGUCAACCCCCUGACCCUCGGUAUUGAGACCACCGGCGGAGUCAUGACCAAGCUGAUUCCCCGCAACACUGCCAUCCCCACCCGCAAGAGCCAGAUCUUCUCUACUGCCGCUGAUAACCAGCCCGUCGUCCUGAUCCAGGUCUACGAGGGUGAGCGAUCUCUUACCAAGGAUAACAACAUCCUCGGCAAGUUCGAGCUUACCGGCAUCCCUCCCGCUCCCCGUGGCGUUCCCCAGAUCGAGGUUUCUUUCGAGCUCGACGCCAACGGUAUCCUCAAGGUCUCUGCUCACGACAAGGGCACUGGCAAGCAGGAGUCCAUCACCAUCACCAACGACAAGGGCCGUCUGACCCAGGAGGAGAUUGAGCGCAUGGUCGCCGAGGCUGAGAAGUACGCCGAGGAGGACAAGGCCACCCGUGAGCGCAUCGAGGCCCGAAACGGCCUUGAGAACUACGCCUUCUCUCUCAAGAACCAGCUCGCCGAUGAGGAGGGUCUUGGUGGCAAGAUUGACGAGGAGGACAAGGAGACUAUCCUCGACGCUGUCAAGGAGACUACUGAGUGGCUCGAGGAGCACGGCGCUGACGCCACCGCCGAGGACUUUGAGGAGCAGAAGGAGAAGCUGUCCAACGUCGCCUACCCCAUCACCUCCAAGAUGUACCAGGGUGCUGGUGGCGAGCAGCAGGAGGACUCUUCCUUCCACGAUGAGCUUUAA